UGGCAGGUUUAUUUGUCAUGCUCAAUGCUCAGUUUCUGGCUGUCGUCCACGUCAUUGUAUAUGCCGGUGCGAUCAUGGUUUUGUUCCUGUACGUCAUCAUGUUUCUCAAUAUGAGUACACCUAUCACCAUACGGAAAAGCAAGUUGGUCAUGGGUAUUGCUGUAUUUACAGGAUUAUUAUUGUGUUUUGUGUUGACAACGGCAUUGUGGAGUACCGAUUUUGGCAGUAAUCCUGCUGUUGUGGAUCAAAAUAUAGGCCUAGCUUCCACAUUAGGAAAAGUAUUGUUCAAAGAAUUUUUAAUACCUUUUGAAGUAUCAAGUGUCUUGUUUCUUUCAGCGAUGGUAGGCGUACUCUUACGAAGAAAUUUGAUCAAUGUAUUUUUGAGUAUUGAAUUAAUGCUAAAUUCGGUCAACUUACUAGCAGUGGCAUUUUCAGUUUAUCACAAUGAUCCUAAUGGGCAGGCUUUUGUCUUUUUUGUGAUGGUCGUUGCAGCAGCUGAAGUGGCUGUUGAUAUUUUACAUAAUCUCCCUGUCGUCGCCCUUCUCCUUCCAUUGAUUGGAUUUUUGGGAUAUCUUUGGUAUGGACGAUGGCUCUCAGAAAAACAAGCAGGUACCUUGGCUAGUUCUUGGGUAGUUGUUUCUUUCAUUUUAUCCGUGGUAUUAUUUUUCGAAGUAUCAUCAACAAGUACAGCCGUUCAUAUUCACUUAUUUGAUUGGAUAAAUACAGGCAAGUUCCACGUGCCAUUUGCUCUCCAAGUAGAUCAACUGUCCGUUAUCAUGAUGCUUUUGAUCACAGGCGUAGGUAGUUUGAUACACAUCUAUUCCAUCGGUUAUAUGCAUGGAGAUGCUGGUUUCAACCGUUUCUUUUCCUAUCUAAAUCUUUUCAUAUUUUUUAUGUUGGUCUUAGUCAUGGCCAAUAAUUAUGUUUUGAUGUUUGCAGGCUGGGAAGGCGUAGGAUUAUGCUCUUAUUUACUGAUAGGGUUCUGGUACAAAAAUCAUGAUUAUAAUGCAGCGGCAAACAAAGCAUUCAUCAUGAAUAGAAUAGGAUUGAUCGCAUUUAAACAGAAUGAUAUCAAAAAGGUACUCGCCUACUCUACCGUCAGCCAAUUGGGAUUGAUGUUUUUUGCUUUGGGAUUGGGCGCUUAUGGCGCUGCAUUCUUUCAUUUAUUGACACAUGCAUUUUUCAAAGCUUUAUUGUUCCUAGGAGCAGGUAGUGUCAUUCAUGGACUUAAUGGCGAGCAAGAUAUUCGCAACAUGGGUGGAUUGAAGAGAUAUAUGAAAUCUACGCAUAUUGUUUUCCUAAUCGGUGUUUUAGCAAUCAUUGCGUUGCCACCAUUUGCAGGAUUUUUCUCAAAGGACAAUAUACUUACAGCAGCUUUUAUAAAGAGUCCGUUACUUUGGGUAAUGGCCUUGAUUUCUGGUCUAUUGACAGUUUUUUAUAUGUUGCGUUUAUAUUUUGUGGUUUUCCAAGGCAAAGAAAGAAUGGAUUCCAAAGUAGCUUCACAAAUCCACGAAUCACCAAUGGUUAUGUUGUUUCCAUUGUUUGUUUUGGCCAUACUUUCAGUUUUCGGUGGUUUAAUGAAUAUUCCUGAAUUGUUUCAUGGUACUAAAUGGCUAGAGAACUUUAUUACCCCGAUCGUCAGCAUGUCAGAUGUACAUUUGGAUCAUAGCACAGAAUGGAUGCUUUUAGGCUUUUCGUUAGUUGCUAUUUUGGUUGUAGGAUAUAUUGCUUACCAUAAAUAUGUACGUUCUUCUAUUGUCCCUGAGUCAGAUAUACAAACUGAUCAAAUGCCACUCGGUAGAUUGCUCAAAGAGAAGUUUUAUGUAGAUGAAUUAUACAAUGCUAUAAUUGUCAAACCAAUUUUCAGCAUUUCAAAAAUGGUGAUGUCGUUUUUUGAAGAAAAAGUCAUCCAUCAGAUUACCAAUGGCAGUGGACAAUUAACCUUAUUUUUAUCUGGUGCACUCAGAAAAACCCAAAACGGAUUUAUUAGCUAUUAUUUAUUUGCCAUGGCUUUGGGCGUAUUG
Messenger RNA from Darwinula stevensoni, 2024 nucleotides. The record is from the annotation of a GenBank genome assembly. NCBI's taxonomy places the organism in Eukaryota, Metazoa, Arthropoda, Ostracoda, Podocopida, Darwinulidae.